This is a messenger RNA of Lemur catta (Ring-tailed lemur), 5560 nucleotides long. It is a transcript of the gene ZNF875, whose product is annotated as zinc finger protein 875. The record is from RefSeq and is a predicted model, not a curated record. NCBI's taxonomy places the organism in Eukaryota, Metazoa, Chordata, Mammalia, Primates, Lemuridae. The transcript is spliced from 5 exons. Gene Ontology annotation, biological process: regulation of cytokine production; regulation of immune system process; negative regulation of transcription by RNA polymerase II. Gene Ontology annotation, molecular function: zinc ion binding; DNA-binding transcription activator activity, RNA polymerase II-specific; DNA-binding transcription repressor activity, RNA polymerase II-specific. Gene Ontology annotation, cellular component: nucleus. The coding region runs from base 191 to 2125 and encodes 644 amino acids.
ACUUCCGGUCGAUUGGGCCGGGCGUUAGGCCGGUGGGCUCCCGGGGCAGGCCUGCCUGUUCGGGUCUUUCCGGCACCUCUGCACUUCGUCACCCGACCUUCGGCCUCAGGAUUUGAACAGUGCAUCCGCGUUCCAUCUAUCUUCUGAGGCUUUGCCCUUCUCCAAGGAGAGCACUCAGGAGACCAGGAAAAUGGCCACGGGGCUCCUGAGAGCCAAAAAAGAGGUGCUCGUGGCAUUCAGGGAUGUGGCUGUGGACUUCACCCAGGAGGAGUGGAGGCUGUUGAGCCCUGCUCAGAGGACCCUGCACAGGGAAGUGAUGCUGGAGACCUAUGACCACCUGGUCUCACUGGAAAUUCCAUUUUCCAAACCAAAACUCAUUACUCGGCUGGAGCAAGGAGAAGAGCCCUGGAGGGAGGAGAGAAUAUGUCUGCUGGACAUCUGUCCAGCAGGAUCAAAGCCAGAAACUCAACCUUGUCCCUCCUGCCCUCUGGUAUUCUCCAAUCAGCAAGCCCUCAGCCAACAUGUGUGGCUGAGUCAUCUCCCUCAGCUGUUCUCACGUUUAUGUGCAGGAAAUCCUCUCUGUCCAGGAAAAAACUGUCCAGAAGAUCAGAAACAACAGCAAGAUCAAUUUCUUGAUGAAUCAUGCUUGAGCCACAAAGCAGAAGCUCAAGAGAGAGAAGACGACUCCAAACCCCUAUUUGGGAAAGUAAGCAAAAGUGGCACUUCAAAGGCAUUCUCCAGCCCACCUGAAGAACAGCUGGUAAGGUCCAAGGAAGACAACACAGUGGUGGAUAUAGGGCCCAAUCCAGAACAGAAGGCAGACUUUGAGGAAACAGACAAAGUAUUGCAUGAUUUAGAAGUCUCAGGAUUUGGAGCAAUCAAAUAUGAAGAGUUUGGGCGAGGCUUUAUCAAGGACUCAAACCUACUUGGCUUCCAGAAGACACACACAAGGGAGACAACUUACAUGUACACUGAGUGGGGACAAAGCUUCAGCAGUAUGUCAAUCCUCAUCAAAAACCCAAGGACACACUCUGGGGAAAAGCCUUAUGUGUGCAGGGAAUGUGGGCGAGGCUUCACCUGGAAGCCAAACCUCAUCACACACCAGAGGACACACUCAGGGGAGAAACCUUAUGUGUGCAAGGAUUGUGGACGAGGCUUUACUUGGAAGUCAAACCUCUUCACACAUCAGCGGACACACUCAGGGGUCAAGCCUUAUGUGUGCAAGGAAUGUGGGCAGAGCUUUAGCCUGAAGUCAAACCUCAUCACACACCAGAGGGCACACACUGGGGAGAAGCCUUAUGUUUGCAGGGAAUGUGGGCGUGGCUUCCGCCAGCAUUCGCACCUCAUCAGACAUAAGAGGACACAUUCAGGAGAGAAGCCCUAUGUUUGCAGGGAGUGCAAGCAAGCUUUUAGCCAGAAGUCACACCUCAUCAGACACUUAAGGACACACACAGGAGAGAAGCCUUAUGUAUGCACAGAAUGUGGGCGUCACUUUAGCUGGAAAUCAAACCUCAAGACACACCAGAGGACACACUCAGGGGUUAAACCUUAUGUGUGCCUGGAGUGUGGGCAAUGCUUUAGCCUGAAGUCAAACCUCAACAAACACCAGAGGUCACACACAGGGGAGAAGCCAUUUUUAUGCACAGAGUGUGGGCGAGGCUUUACUCGGAAAUCAACCCUCAUCACACACCAGAGGACACAUUCAGGGGAGAAACCAUUUGUAUGCAGGGAGUGUGGGCGAGGCUUUAAUGAUAAAUCAACCCUCAUCUCACACCAGAGGACACAUUCAGGGGAAAAGCCUUUCGUGUGCAGGGAGUGUGGUAGAAGGUUUAGGCAGAAGCCAAACCUAUUUAGGCACAAGAGGGGACACUCAGGUUCGUUUGUGUGCAGGGAGUGUGGGCAAAGCUUUUGUGAUAAGUUAACUUUCAUUAAACACCAGAGGGCACACUUAGGGGGGAAACCUCAUGUGUGCAGGGAGUGUGGACAAGGCUUUAGCCGGCAGUCACAUCUCAUUAGACACCAGAGGACACAUUCAGGAGAGAAGCCUUAUAUUUGCAGAAAGUGUGGGCGGUGCUUUAGUCGGAAGUCAAACCUCAUCAGACAUCAGAGGACACACUCAGGAUAGAGACUUUGUGUGUACAGGGAGUAUAGUAAAUACUUUAGCCAGGAGUCACACUUCCACAGACACCAAAGGACACACACACAAGGCUGUGGCUUUAAGUCAGCCAUUGCUGGAUACCAAAGUGGAGAUACCUUAUCUGUGACGGUGUGCAUGAGCCUGUAUUGGUAAGAGUCAUAUCUCUAGUCCACCUGACAGAGAAUUGCUGGCCCAGGAGCUCUGCCCUUCCCCAGGAUGGGGAUGAUGGGUAGUGGAAGGUCUGUCAGGUAACUUGAUGGAGGGAGUACAUAUAAAUAGGUUAAAAUUAGGGAAUGAAGACUAUUCCAGUAUCAUUUUCCAAGUUUACUUGAACACUCCUUUCACAGUACCCUGGAUGUUACAGAAAUAACAAUACUAGAGCUUGUCUUUUGAUGUCUCUUUGACCUUCUAUCUUGGCAGAACAAGAGACAUGGCAGACACCCAUGGCUGAUUUAAUCUUGCUUUCCCAGACCAUGACCCCGCAGAGUCAGCCUCAGGGAGAGUUUGGGGAAGGGUGAAUUCACAGGGAGAGGCUGACAGGCUAGAAAGACUGUAAAUAUCCUAGCUCUAGGGUUUGGGAAUAGGUAUCCAUUUUUUAAAAUACUCUACCUUUGCUUACCUCCUGGGGUUUUCUCUGGUUUCCAGGUUGAAUCCAUACUGAAGAUAUUUUUAUUGAUUCAUGCAUUUUAGACUAAAAGUAUGUGAUGUGCUUUUAUGAAGAAAACAUAUACUAUAUAGAAAUAGCAAAUGAAAUGACUUUCUCUUUUGAAUUACCAUACAACAUCACACAGGUAAUUCUUGAGUUUAAAUCUUUCCAACCAUUAUAAAACGCAUCAUUUUUCUUCUGAUUGGGAAUACUCUCUUUUUGAAAAUGGCAAUGUCCCACAAAUUAACUUAAAAUUCUAGAUCAGGUCCCAAUUUUUUCAUGGAACUUGACUAAAUGAUUCUGAAUUUUAUAUAGAAAAUGAAGUUUCAGGAUAGAAACUGUAAUAACAUAUGUGUUUGUCCAAAUAUGGGUAUUUAAAAUAGAUCUUUAGAACAAUGUAAAACAAAACAGAAAAACCCAUCUAUUUAUGAGCAUUUAGAAUGUGAUGAAACAAGAUUUCAAAUUGGAGUGAAAAUAGCAAUUAUGAGAUUCAGUGUUUGGGUCACUGGCUGUCAAUUUAGGGAAAAAAUAAAUGUAGAUCUCAAAGUCUCAAUAUAUAAAGGAGUUAGAGUUAGGGAAUCACUAUCUAAAAUGCUAUGAGAUGUAAUAGUCUUAAGUUAUAUUUGUUCAACAUCUAAGUAAGUCUGAGCAGAGUAAGAAGAUCUGGUAAAAAAAAAAAAAAUAUAUAUAUAUAUAUAUAUAUGAAGUAUUAGGUGGAAUAGUCAGCAUGGCCUGCCCUCCAUGGCAGUUCAUGGGCUGGCUUUUUUACUCCUUCUCAAUAGAAAGAUACUUUAGAGUUUUAAUCCUUUUGAGUCUCAGAAUUUAAUUAUUCUUUUGUAAAGAAAGAUUUCAAAAUUAAACAGAUACCUUUCACUGUUUUUUAACUUUUAGAAAGAAGAUCACGGUUUUCAUUUUAACUCAUGAAAAAAACUAAAAGAUUACCUUAAAGUGUUAAAAACUCUUAAGAAAAAAUAGAGCAGAUAUGCUACAUGAAAACUCAAGUAUAUUUAAAAAGAUACAAACCCUGAGAGACAGUUUCUAUGGAGCAGAAACCAAACAGAGAGAAGUGGAAAUGAUCUGAGAAAGGGGUACAAAGGAGUCCCAUCUUUUGGCCCAGCCCUGUUGAUUGUUAAACCCACAUCAGACCCUCUACUCAGAGCCGCUCAGAACAGACAGAAUUGGGGCAGGUAACCUGAGUUGUUCACCUGGGCUUAGCCUGGCACCAAAAUCCUUAACCAAACUUGGAAACUGAUUAGGAGCCAAGUACCACAUAGCAUAGGAUAUGUGGAUUCUUCUCAUCUGGUGUUAUUUUUUUCCAAUCUAUGUCCAGAGAGCCAUUCACUAGUGCCUCAUCUUUCAUAUUCUGAAGUGACAGCUCUAGAAGUUUCAAAUAAAUAGAAAAAGUGUCCCAGAGCAACCACUGUCCAUCCUACCACUCCCAUGGUAAGUAGUAGACUGUACUACACAGAGAAAAUUUUGAAGAAAAGAUGGGAAACAGUAUGAAACAGUAUCACCUCAAAUCCACAGGUCAGUUAAGGUCACCAUUAAAAUGUCUCAUUUAAAAAGAGGUAGUAGUAAGUUUUAAAAUAACUAUUACAUUUAAUUCUAUUUUAAUUCAUUAUUAUGUUAAAAGUGGUUAUCUAAGUGUGUGGUCAGGUGAUGUUUGGGGGCCCUGAGACCCUUUCAGGGACUCUGCAUAGUUAAACACAUUUUAUAAUAAUACUAAGAUAUUAUGUUUUUCCAUUGUGCUGAAAUUUGCACCAAUGGUGCAAAAACAACAGUGGAUAAAGCUGCUGGGGCCUUAGCAGAAAUCAAGGCAGUGCCACCAAACUCUGCUAGUAGUUAUUAUAUUCUUCACCAUCACAGACUUGCAGUUAAAAAAAAAAAAAAGAAAAAAAGAAUGUUCUUCAUAAAGCAGUAAAACUUUUACUGAAUCUAGGUCUUUGAUUACAAAAAUUUUUAAUUAUACUUUUUAUUUUGAGAUACUUGUAGAUUCAGCUUCAAGUGUAAGAAUAUUAUGUAGAGAGAUCCCAUGUACUGUUUGCCUAGUAUACCCCAAUGGUAACAUCUUGCAAGAAACCAUACUAUAAUAUCACAACCAGAAUACUGCAUUUGAUAUGUGUUCAUCUUUUAAAUAUUUUGUGUGAUGAAAUGGGAAAUGCAUAUAAAGCCCUUCUGCAUGUUUAAGUAUGAUAGACUGUUUUAAGGAAAUGCAUUUUUGUGGUUGGUUGAGUUGUGAGUGAAACUUUUUUAUGGACACCAUUUUUAUUUGAAUGAUAAUCAACUGGUGAUUUAUAUUUGGAUAUUCAGUAGAUGUUUUGUCAAAGUAAUUUUUUUAAAUUGACAGUAAAAAAAACUGACAGUGAUUUUUGCUAAUUUGAAUUUUAAGCAAAAAGUUUAAAUUUUGAAAGAUGAGUAUCUGCUAGUGUAUACUUGACAACUUCCCAAUACUUGGUUCUUUGUGAUGAGACUGGUGAUGAUAUUAGUGAAUAUGAUUUUGUAAUACUAUGUAAUAAAAUAUAUCAACUUUGGAAGAUCUGCCUAACCUAUUGAACCAGUAUUUUCCAAAUGACUACCCAUGCAUGAUGCUGUAAAAUCAUGCAUGGGUAAAAGAUCCAUUGUAAGUGUAAGACAAAAGGAUUUUUAUUUAGGAAAUGAAUGUCCAAUUCGACAUUGCAUGUAACCUUUAAGAAAUUACUACUUGUUGAUUUUGUAUGUACUAUCAAGAAUAAUAUUGACAAGUAUCUGAAAAUGCCAUUAAAAUUCUUCUAACUAUA